Elaeis guineensis (African oil palm) is the source of this 2324-nucleotide messenger RNA. Lineage: Eukaryota; Viridiplantae; Streptophyta; Magnoliopsida; Arecales; Arecaceae. The record is from RefSeq and is a predicted model, not a curated record.
UACAAGAUUAAAGCCCGUGCUCUGUAAUCAAGUUUUGGAAUCUCUCCCUCUCCCUCUGGAAGCCUAGAAAGGCGGAGUGCAGACGCUAUUAUUGUUGGGCUGUUCUCACCUACCCUCUUCCUGUGAAAAGAGAGAGGCAGAGGAAGAGAAUUCCCAAUUUUCUUUUUUUCGUCUUUUUUAUUUAUGGCAACAUUCCUGUUUUAUUUGCUGCUUUUGGUCACAUGUCCAUGACGUCACUAAUGAAUUACCUUGUCCUGUCUCAGACAAGAUCUUUGAAUGGUAUGACUUGAACAUCUUGUCUGUUUGCUCGGAUUUUACUGAAUUGUUGUUCUUUACUUCCUAAAUGCUUGCAUGUGAUGAAAGUCAUGACAUGAAACUUGAUUCCUCCUUUUGGUCUUGGGGGGGGGUGGAGAGAGAAAGAGAGGGAGAGAAAAAGGGAGGGAUUGGUUGGUGAAGUUUUCCAGUUUUACAAGCAAGAGUGCCAAGUCAGUCCAACAUUGAGUCCUCUGAUUGCUCUUUAAAACCAACUAGUUUAUCCUUCUGCCAGUGGUGGUGUUCCAACCUCCAACCCAAGUUCAGGAACUUCUUCCUCUAUUGUUUCUUUUUUCCCUUUAGUCUUCGUACUAGACUAUUUUAUGUUCACACUCUAAUUUUCUUGUCUAUAGUUUUUUUCUUUUUUGUAUUCAAAUCUCUGAGCUAGGCUAUUUAAUGAGAUAGAGAAGAGUGUGUUCUUAAUAUUCCUGGAAGGAAAGACUCAUGUAAGUUCUCCCCUUUUUCUCUCUCUUUUGCCAGAAACAAAAAGCACCCAGCGUUCUCUAUGAUCUAGAUUUUUCACAACAAUUGUAUCUCUGCAAUAACCUCACCCGGCAUCUACCUUUUUCACUGGACUCUGUAGUCUGAGACUUGUCAGUACUUCCUCAGCCCAAAAGGUUUCUUAGCUUCUACCUGGACAAAGAAAUAGAAUCAAAAAGCCCAUACAAGAGAUCUUCUUCCCCUUCUCUGCUGAAAAGAACGGUGCCCAUAAGUCAUCUAUGGAGGGCUUAGCUUCCCUUCUUCUACCAGAAUAGUAGUCAUAAGAAUGAAAAUUCUCAGGUCCUCUCAUUAGAAAUUUGGAAUGCUUUUAGUACUGGUGCAAUAAGGUUAGAGAGGGUGAUAGUUGUGAGUUCUGAGUAGGGAUCUAGGCUAUGUGUCUAGCAAUGGCAGCAGGCGCCCAAAACCCGGAAGAGCUGCCGGAGAAACACCUGCGGAAGCAACUUGCUGCUGCUGUUAGGAACAUCCAGUGGAGUUAUGCAAUCUUUUGGUCCAUCUCAGCAAGGCAACAAGGGGUCUUAGCAUGGAGUGAUGGGUACUAUAAUGGUGAUAUAAAGACAAGGAAGACUACUCAACCAACGGAGUUUAAAGCUGAUCAAAUGGGUCUACAGAGAAGUGAGCAACUGAGAGAGCUGUACGAGUCUCUUUCUGCAGGAGACAGCAAUCAGCAGUCCAAAAGGCCUUUUGCCUCACUAUCACCUGAAGAUCUGACAGACACAGAGUGGUAUUACCUGGUUUGCAUGUCUUUCACAUUCAGUCCAGGCCAAGGUUUGCCAGGUAAAGCCUUUGCAAGCAAUCAGGAUAUCUGGUUGAGCAAUGCUCAAUUUGCAGAUAGUAAAAUUUUCUCACGCUCUCUUUUAGCGAAGAGUGCAUCUAUCCAGACUGUGGUGUGCAUUCCCUUCAUGGAUGGUGUGCUAGAGCUGGGUACAACUGAAUCGGUUUUGGAGGAUUCGACUCUCAUACAGCAAGUCACUACUUCAUUCUGGGAGUUGCCCAUCCCUGUUUGCUCUGAGCAGUCUGUAUCCAGUCCUCCAUUGGCUGAAAAGGAUGAAGAUAUCUUGUGCCCUGAUCUUGAACGUGAAAUCGUUGAUACGAUGAUUUUGGAUGAACACAACUUAGUGGCUGAUGGUCAGGCCCCUUUGGAGGGUGGCCCCACGGCUUUCCCUUUUGGUAGUCAUUCUUAUGCCUCUGACAGAGAAAAUGAGCUAAUCCAGGAUCAGGUCGAGGAAUUGCAGGCAAAUAUCUGUGAAGAACCGGACAUAGAUUCUCCUCAUGACAGUUCAAAUGAGUGUUGUCCCAAUCAGCAAGCUAAUGAUUCUUUUAGAAUUGAGGGGCUGAAUGGUGCAUCUCAAGUACACAAUGGGCAGUUGAUGGAUGAUGAGUUCAGCAAUGGUUUACAUGGUUCUUUAAAUUCAAGCGACUGUAUAUCACAGUCCUUUGCGAAUCCUCAAAGGGUCCUUUCUUUUCCAAUGGGUGAGCGAAUAAAGAAUCAUGUCCUUGAUAGCCUUCAAGAU